AUGCAUGAAUGGAAAUCCCCCGAGAUACUGAAUGCUUACGGCCUCAUGCUUGCGUGUUGUGGAGGAAAGGCUGGAAGCAUGGCCACCGCCAUUUACUACUGCUGCUGUCUCAUGCAAGGGAGCAAGCCAUUUGUUAGGCCAAAGCAUCACGAUGGGCGCGAUCUCAUGUACAUCAUUGCCCUAUGA
This is a messenger RNA of Clonostachys solani, 186 nucleotides long. NCBI's taxonomy places the organism in Eukaryota, Fungi, Ascomycota, Sordariomycetes, Hypocreales, Bionectriaceae. The record is from the annotation of a GenBank genome assembly.